AUGGCGUGGCUCUGGAAUCAGAAAUUAGCUUUAUUUUAUUCACAUCUACACUCAGUCUACUGUGGCUGUUAUCACCUGCUCAGGGAGUUCCUACUCAUACUUGGGGUGAUAAUUCUCAGCUGAACCUUAAACCUUGCUUGCUAUUAUAUAACUUCUUUGAUGGGAGGUCCCUGGGUGCCUGCCAGAGGUGUGUAUACUUUUACCUGGCCUCGGCUGCUCCAUCAGCUCCUCUGAUGGUACAGACUGUCUGUGCCACUGCUGCCUGCUGCUGCUGCCAGGACACAAACACAGACAAGCUGCACAUAUACUAGCACACACCACAAACACAGAGACAGAAGGAGAACAGGCUGCCAGGCAGACAGACAGCCGUACGGACUGACGGAGGGAAACGCACACCACCAUGGGCUGCUGUAACAGAAGGUGCGGGCUGAUAGCCGGAGCUGUGUUUGGGGCGGUGGUAGCCGUCCUGGGAGGCGUCCUUAUCCCAGUGGGGAACAGCGUCAUUGAGGGGACAGUGGAGAAGGAAGCCGUCAUUGAGAAUGGAACGACAGCUUAUGACAACUGGGCGUCUGCAGAGGCACAGGUGUACAGGCAGUUCUGGUUCUUUGACGUGCAAAAUGCCCAGGAGGUUUUGCAGAAGGGAGCAAAUCCAGUGGUCGUGGAAAAAGGACCUUACACGUACAGGACAAGAUAUUUGGCCAAAGAGAACAUCACAUUCAACCCCAAUCAAACUGUCUCAUACCUGCUGCCUAUGGGCGCCAUCUUUGAGCCAUCCAUGUCAGUGGGAUCAGAGGAAGAGAAAGUCACCUCUCUCAACCUGGCUGUGGCUGGAGCUUAUUCACUGGUUCCCAAAGUGCUUCACGGUGCAUUGGAGGGUCUGAUAAAAUCAAGCAACUCCUCCUUGUUCCAGAACCGUACAGUCAGGGAAAUGCUGUGGGGAUACCAUGACCCCAUGUUGAAAGGAACUGUGGGCCUAUUUGCACCUUACAAUGGUACGUAUGAUGGCUACUACAACGUCUUCACUGGAAAGGACGACAUCUCAAAAGUGGGCAUAAUUGACAGGUGGCGAGGAGAGAGGACCUUACGUUUCUGGGACGACAAGUACUGUAACAUGAUCAACGGGACAGAUGCGUCCUCAUUCCCUCCCUUUGUGGACAAGACAAAGCCGCUCUAUUUCUUCUCGUCAGACAUCUGCAGGUCUGUGUCAGCUGGCUUUGAGGCGAGACUGGAUCUGAAAGGGAUUGAAGUGUAUCGCUACGCCCUCCAGCCAAAUACCCUGGCCUCCCCUACGGUCAACCCAGAUAAUCGAUGCUUCUGCAGAGACCCAAAGACUACCAAGGACUGCACCCUGGCAGGAGUUCUGGACAUCAGCUCCUGUCAAGACGGAAAACCGAUCUACAUCUCUCUGCCCCACUUCCUUCAUGGCAGUCAGUCCCUGCGAGAGGCCGUGCUAGGCCUCAAUCCCAGCGAGGAGCACCACGCCACCUACCUGGACGUGGAACCUACAACUGGAUUCACCCUGAGGUUUGCCAAGAGAAUUCAAGUGAAUAUGAUGUAUGGACCAUCAAAGGUCAUCACGGUGCUGAAGAAAGUCAAGGAUUAUACCAUAUUCCCUGUUGUUUGGCUGAAUGAGACGGCUGUGGUGGAUGACCCAACGGCGGAGAGGUUUAAGACAGAGCUAGUCUCCCGUAUCCAGAUGUUGGAGAUGAUACAGAACACACUAAUGGGCACAGGUGUGGGCAUCUUCGUCGUGUGUCUCAUCUCCUACUGCGUGGUGAGGAGGAACGAUAACCAAAGCAAGCUGGUGUGAAUGAAUCACACGGAAGUGUCUGUUGUGUGUGAGUCGCAGGACACAGUGCAUUAAGCUGCUACGGGACAUCAGACCGUUUGAUAUAGACUUGCACUUUUUUGUAAUUUUAGUGUUAUUUAUAAUGUCAUACUUCCUUUGAUACCAGGGGGGGAAUACUGUGAUUUAUGCAAAGCUCCCAGAGCUUUGUUAAGUAUUAUUUCAAUUGCAAACACUGUAACGUUAACUCAAUCAGGGAUCUUUAACGGGAGAGCGGAUGGAGACGCCACUAACAGUCAGGUUAUUAAUCCGCACAGAGGAGAGAUGGGUCUGUUUGACAUCCUAUGAAAGAAAUGUACAUGAAUCUAAUCUUGCGCAAAUGUCCGUAACCUUUGCUGAACUAGUCUCUUCUAAAUGAAUAAAAGCUGAAAACGAGUUUCUCACUGGGUGUUUGGUUCUGAGUGUUUACUCUUUCCUAACCGGCAACAGUCUAUCAUGAUUGGUCCACAUUCCCCUUGGCCUAAAAUACAGCCGAGAUGUUCCAGCUGCUGCAACAAACCUCCACAUUGUGCACACUGGAGCAAAAUGACUUGAUUUCCUCUUUACCUUGAGUGGUCCAUAAAUCAAAAAGAGUCAUAAAAAUGAGUCAAGGGAUGAUUAUAUGGUGGUUCUGAAUGGUACUUGGGUUUGUUUGGUGAGAAAGCAGUGUUUCUGCCCAGCAGGAGGCCUCUCCUUGGUUUUAUGGGUUUUAAAUGACCCUGUGCAGCCUCCUGGGUGUCUUUGAUUCAACUGUUGGGUCUGAAUCUCACAUGUCACACUUACAGUAUAAUGGAGUGUUUCAUUUGGGAUUAGACGUCUCCUCUUGAGGGGAAUUUGCAACCUCGGGGUAUCUCAGGUAUAUGGGAGCCUAUUUCUGUCAAUGUGAUGGAAGAAAAACCACAAGAAACUUUCUGAAAAUGAUGACUUAAUAUCUCAAAAUAAUAGUAUCUCAGAGUAAUGCGAUAAUAAUGACAUAAUGAGAAACUCUCAAAAUAGUGACAGUAGUAAUGAUAGUAAUGAUACUAUCAUUUGUCAUUAUCUUAAGAUAUUAUUAUUAUUUUUUUUAAAGGUACUGACUCAUUAUUUUGAGAAAAUUUC
Epinephelus fuscoguttatus (brown-marbled grouper) is the source of this 2923-nucleotide messenger RNA. It is a transcript of the gene cd36, whose product is annotated as CD36 molecule (thrombospondin receptor). Gene Ontology annotation, cellular component: caveola; cell surface; cytoplasm. Bases 401 to 1810 code for a protein of 469 amino acids. NCBI's taxonomy places the organism in Eukaryota, Metazoa, Chordata, Actinopteri, Perciformes, Serranidae. Gene Ontology annotation, biological process: long-chain fatty acid import into cell; low-density lipoprotein particle clearance; lipoprotein transport. The transcript is spliced from 12 exons. Gene Ontology annotation, molecular function: low-density lipoprotein particle binding; low-density lipoprotein particle receptor activity; scavenger receptor activity. The record is from RefSeq and is a predicted model, not a curated record.